Penicillium cinerascens is the source of this 1998-nucleotide messenger RNA. RefSeq lists its product as uncharacterized. Gene Ontology annotation, biological process: replication fork processing; resolution of meiotic recombination intermediates; double-strand break repair. Gene Ontology annotation, molecular function: nuclease activity; DNA binding. The coding region runs from base 1 to 1998 and encodes 665 amino acids. Gene Ontology annotation, cellular component: nucleus; Holliday junction resolvase complex. The record is from RefSeq and is a predicted model, not a curated record. Lineage: Eukaryota; Fungi; Ascomycota; Eurotiomycetes; Eurotiales; Aspergillaceae. The transcript has 2 exons.
AUGCCCGAUGUCAUUGACCUGAUCUCUUCGGAUCCUCCGCUGCCAGACAAGCCACGGUUGCAACCACAGCUGCAACCGGUGCGGCAGCCGUCGCGUCCGAUCCCCACGCGACAGCCGUCCAAUUUGGGACUGAUUUCGUCAGAUUCAAUUGACGUCUCGCUUUUCAAUCACGAUGAUACCUUCGACGAGCCUGCGAGGAAACGAAGGCGCAGUGAUGAGAAUCGUUCGCCUCUCAGACAGACAACUACAUCAUGCCAAACAACACUCCCGGAGCGGCGUUCGUCGUGGCUAUUCUCGGACGAUGACUUUGGCCUCCCACCUUCAAACCCCGCAGUGCUGAAACGACAAGAACGCGACGUGGAAGAAUCAGACCCGAUUUUCUUCACUUCAUCGGCACCGCAACCUGUAUCUAAGCCCGGGCCGCCUGCACCACGAAAACCAAAUCACGAGCCUUACGACGUGAUUGCGCUUGAUGACGAUGACGACGCUUUCUUGAAACCCCCGGGAAAGAAUUCGAACACAAGCAAGCCUAGAAAGAAUCAGGACACAAUAGAGGAGUUCAGCGAUCCGUUCUCACUUCCUGGAUUUACAGACUUUCUUGAUGACCAGCCGGAGGCGCCAGUCUCCAAUUCCGUGUUUUCUAGCAAGACUGCCGAGCUACUCUCCAGCCUCAAAGUGAAUACUACACAGUCUAAACCAAAAACCACAUCCAACCCACAGAAGCAAAAAGGCGGUGCAGUGGGAGGUAUGUCACUUUCUGAUCUAUCUGACGGCGACGAACUGGAGGAACCUGUGGAGCCACGACGAGCGCCAGCAAAGAAAUCAAGCAAGCUUCCACCCGAAGAGAAAGAGGCCAGGGCAAAGGUGCGAGCUGAAGCCAAGGUGCAAAAGGAGUUGGAACGGGAAUUGGAGAAGAAGCGAAAGCAGAAGCUCAAAGAAGAAAAAGCAAAGGAGAAGCAAUUGGCGGCAGACAUUUCGGAGGUCAACAAGGCCAAAGUGGACAAGAAAGAUUCUACACCGGAAAUGAUCGUCGAUAUGGCCAGUUCUAUGGAGGAGAGCAGCGUGGGCAACCAGACCGUCGAGUUCAUGAAACGGCUGGGAGUUGAUCAUAAUUUCGUCUCGGCGCCGAUCUCUAAUGUGGUCAAAUGGCGCCGAAAAAGGAAUGCCAGAUACAACGAAGCCGCAGGCCACUGGGAGCCGUGCGCAUUCCACAUCCAGGAAGAGAAGCAUGUCUUGUGUUUGGUCCCUGCACAAGACUUUGUUGAUAUGGUUAUUCCAGCACCGGACGGCGAGGAAAGGGAGUCACUAGAACUCCAUGUUCUCCGGCUCAAAAGCGUUUAUCUAAAUUAUACGGUCAUCUACUUGAUUGAAGGCCUGACAGCUUGGAUGCGCAAAAACCGAAACUCUCGAAACAGGGCAUACCAGGCUGAGGUUCUGAGACAAUAUGAGCAACCUCCUAGUAGCGAAGGAUCCGGUACAGCCCGUGGUCGCAGCAGGAAGACCAAGAAUAAACCGGAGACUACUCCACCCGUCGACGAUGAUACGAUCGAAGACGCCCUUCUCGCCCUGCAAGUGACACACGGGUGUCUUAUCCACCACAGCAAUGCGGCACCCGAGUCAGCAGAGUGGAUCAAGAACUUCACGGAACACAUUUCCACGAUUCCAUACCGACGCCAACGCAUGGAAGGCAACGAUGCCGCAUUCUGCAUGGAUGUGGGACAGGUCAAAUCUGGCGAGGACAAACUCGACACUUUCGUCAAGAUGCUCCAGGAAGUCAACCGUGUGACUGCUUCGAUGGCGUACGGUAUUACAAACCAAUAUCCCAGCGUUACUGAUUUGGUCAGGGGCAUGCGUAUGCAUGGACCCACAAUGCUGGAAGAUGUCAAGAAAUCCGCGAAUAAAAAUGGCGCACUAACUGACUCGCGCGUUGGCCCCGCAGCCAGUAAGCGCUUGUACAAAGUGUUUACAGGAUUGGACCCGACAUCCACUGAUGUCUAG